AUGUAUGUCAGCGAGCCCAUACAGCAUAAAACUAUAGUGAAAAUCCGAGAAGGCUUUGAGCCUCCAUUGAUCCUUUUGCAUGCGCGAUUACAGCUGGACCUGGUGGUGAUAGGUGGAUAUGGAACCGUGAAGGCAUUUUGGCCUCUCAAACACGUUUUCUCCACUACACUAUGGGCAAUUCAAGUUACACCAGACACGCCUCUUCAGUCGUUAGAGGCCCAAGUAGCGUUUUAUUAUAGAAGGAUCAAGGAGGAACAAGCAAAUGGUCCUUAUCGCAUAUGCUCUUUUUCCGCCAGCAGUCUAAUGGCAGUGGCCAUUACCAAACUUCUCGAGAAAGGCGGAGAUAGGGUGGAACAACUCUCAUUUAUUGACCACUUCCCCACAACGUUCAUUGCCUCACAACUGGGAGUAGAUAUUUCGCGGAUCCCUUUGACAGACCCGCGAGCACGACAGGAAUUCUUCAAAGCGAGCGUCAACAAUCUGGUUGGUAUGACCCACGGUGAUAGAAGAGGACAGGACUCAAAGCGACAUCAAAUGGCCAACGAUCUUUAUGCUGCGUACAAUGGACUUCCUACAUCCGAGUUCAUGACAAGGUCAAAAGGAAUUAUGGACGGCUUUUUAAACCGCAUAUUUGACUUCAUUUUGUCAAUCCACCAAGAAUCCCUUCGCAAUGGGCACGGUGAUCAAAACCGGAUGGAGUUUAUGCAAAACUGGCUGAGAGAGGUUAAAGCGCCGGUCAGCGUCUAUUUGGGUACCUACGGCAUGCUUAGCAUGUACUCCCCGGACCAGUAUCCGCCCGCUGAGUGGUAUGUUUAUCAGUGCUUCAAAGAUGUGAAGAUAACUGUGUUGGAUGCCGGCCACUACGAUAUUUUGGAGAGCGAAGGGCUGAUCAAGGGACUCCAGGAAAAAUAUCUCCAACCCCGUGUAGCACGACUUUAG
Messenger RNA from Psilocybe cubensis, 939 nucleotides. RefSeq lists its product as uncharacterized. The transcript is spliced from 3 exons. Lineage: Eukaryota; Fungi; Basidiomycota; Agaricomycetes; Agaricales; Agrocybaceae. The coding region runs from base 1 to 939 and encodes 312 amino acids. The record is from RefSeq and is a predicted model, not a curated record.